Rangifer tarandus platyrhynchus (Svalbard reindeer) is the source of this 945-nucleotide messenger RNA. Lineage: Eukaryota; Metazoa; Chordata; Mammalia; Artiodactyla; Cervidae. The record is from the annotation of a GenBank genome assembly.
AUGACCGGUUUGGUUUUGUGUGAACCAACAGAGCUUUACAACAUCUUGAAUCAGGUCACAAAACUAUCCAGAUUAACUGAACCCAACUACCUCUGUUUAUUGGAUGUGCGGUCCAGGCGGGAGUAUGAUGAAAGCCACGUGAUUACAGCCCUCCUCGUGAAGAAGAGGGCAGGCAAAUAUCUAAUCCCGGAGUCUGUGGAUCUGGAGUGUGUGGAAUACUGUGUGGUAUACGAUAACAGCACAAUCUCCCCGGAGCUAAUGCUGAAAGACGAAAGCAGUGACGAUGACAGCGCUGAUGAUGGCAAGCACAGAAUAGUGCUUGGAGCGGCUGUGGAGUGUGGCAGAACCCUCACCCACCUCACCCGCCACCCCAUCCUUAUCCUGAGAGGAGGCUACGAGCACUUCUCGGCCAUGUAUCACUUCUUCCGGACACAGAAGAUCAUCUGGAUGCCUCAGGAACUGGAUGCCUUCCAGCCAUACCCUAUUGAGAUAAUGCCAGGCAGGAUCUACCUGGGAAAUUUCAAGCAAGCCUGCGACCCUAAAAUUCAGAAGGAUUUGAAAAUCAAUGCACAUGUCAACAUCUCCAUGGAGACAGGGCCAUUUUUUGUAGGUGACGCCGACAGGCUUCUGCACAUCCAGAUAGAAGAUUCCCUGGAAGCAAGCAUUACACCCUUUUUACGCCUCCUCUGUCACUUCAUUGACAUACACCUGGAGCUCAACUCCGUCAUCCUGGUCUUUUCCACCUUGGGCAUCAGCCGCAGCUGUGCGGCCAUCCUGGCCUACCUUAUGCAUCGGAACGGGCAGACCCUGAAGAGGUCCUGGGCCUACCUCAAGAAGUGUAAAAACAACAUGCGCCCAAAUCGGGCUUUGGUGGCUCAGCUGUCAGAGUGGGAGAAGGUUGUCCUCGGAGACAUUGUCACGGACAUCCAGAAUCCACCCUACUGA